GGAUGCUUCUGCCAUCCGCCUGACAUCCGUUCUUUGAAGCCUUGGUGGGAUUGGCGUGGUGAGCCUGGUCACACUCGCGAAAACACGAAGCGGCCGCCCUCAAUAUGACGUCCCGCGGAGGCCUCAGAGCUGCCAGAGCUAAUGGAAACGAGUCUAAACCCAAGGAGAGGGGGGGCUUAUACUUCCAGAUGAGUGCCUCCCUGAAGUCAGAGGUUCGAAAGUUAAACUUUGUCCACUUUGUCAUCUGGCUCCUGGUGGCUGCCCAGGUGACCAUCAGCCACUUCAACCUGGUGUCACAUGACACAAUAUCCAUGCCAUACCAGUGGGAGUACCCAUACCUGAUCAGCCUCCUCCCACUGCUCUCCAGCAGCCUGUCACUGCCAAAGAACAACAUUAGCUACCUGGUCAUUUCUAUGAUCAGCUCGGGGCUUUUCUCCGUGGCACCUCUCAUCUAUGGGGGCAUGGAGAUGUUCCCUGUGGCCCAGCUGCUCUACCGUCAAGGGAAGGCCUACCGCUUCAUCUUUGGCUUCUCUGCUGUGACUGUUAUGUACCUACUGAUGGUGAUAGCUGUGCAGGUGCAUGCCUGGCAGAUAUACUACAGCAAGAAGCUGUUAGACUCGUGGUUCAACGCCACCCAGGAGAAGAAGAAGAAAUGAUAGAAUGAACUGGGCAGAACUGUGUUUUUAUGUUCAUAUAUCUAUUAAAAAGUUUAUUUCAGUUUUAGUUAUUCAGGAUCUCAUUAUGCAACCUUAUACCCUAGCAUGCUAGAGUUCUCCUAGGUAAGAUAUAUCAAGACAAUAUUCUUUGUUGAAGCUUUGUUGCACCGGUUAUUUGUUUAAGAUUAAAAAAAUGACUGAUUAGUAAUUAGCUUGAAUUCAAACAGUGACAUUUUGUAUCCAGUUCCCUUAGUUGAAGAGUGAAACAAAACCGAGCAACAAUACUAACAACUAUGACCUGCAACCACACCGCACUAAGGGCAACGUUUCAGUCAGAGCAGAUCCAACCUUCUCAUCACCGAUUUAGAGUUGUGUUUUUUUCUCACUGGACAGGAACAUUCUACUUUGGAGUGGGAUAGUAUUUUCAAUACAUGAUAAAAUGAUGCAGUGAUGGAAAUUUAGAUAAGCAAAUUCUCAAUGUGUAACUAGCCUUGGGCCUUGUUUACAAGUAGAAGGAAAUAGGUUUGCAUAUGCAUUAAAUCUCCCUUUUUCUUUUUUUCUUUUAACCUGGACUUGAUUAAAUGAGAUGUAUCUGCUGUAUUUCCCACUUAGUUUUUACAGUUAAUAAAAAGUCAUC
Messenger RNA from Lampris incognitus (smalleye Pacific opah), 1293 nucleotides. RefSeq names its product jagunal homolog 1a (gene jagn1a). The coding region runs from base 105 to 656 and encodes 183 amino acids. Gene Ontology annotation, biological process: granulocyte colony-stimulating factor signaling pathway; endoplasmic reticulum organization; vesicle-mediated transport. Lineage: Eukaryota; Metazoa; Chordata; Actinopteri; Lampriformes; Lampridae. Gene Ontology annotation, cellular component: endoplasmic reticulum membrane. The record is from RefSeq and is a predicted model, not a curated record. The transcript is spliced from 3 exons.